CCCCACUUUGGGUAUCUCCUCCCUUCAAAUUCUUUCUUUGCCCUUCCUAGUCUUGCUCAGACACACAGACUGAACUGGAGAAAGCAAGCAGGGAGAUGGCUCUUCUCCAGUCAAAUCAGGAUGUCAUUUCCACAGCAUUGCAGGAGUUUAGCAAAUUGCUGAAUCAGCAGGUCUUCACAGAACCUGUGAUCUCUGAGGAAGACAUGGUCACCAUCGUGGAUGACUGGAUAAAGUUCUACCUUUCACACUUCUCUACAAAGAUGUCAGGAGAUCAACAAGAACAGGAGAGAGCCCUGGAGAAGCUGCAAGAGGAGCUUCGGACUUCUUCCAACCCCUUCCUGGAGAAGUACAGAGCCUUCCUGAAAGCCCUUUGAGUUCCCAUGUCUUCCUUCCUUGACUUAGGUUUUCACUUCCGGUAUGCCCCCAAAGCCGAGCCCCCUCUACUAAUCUUUUCCUCUCCCCUGAAACCCUGUUGUACCUCGGUUUCCCCGACCCUAAAAUUUAUACCUCAAUAAAUUCACACAUGGGAAUGUCUGA
Messenger RNA from Vombatus ursinus (common wombat), 537 nucleotides. RefSeq names its product alpha hemoglobin stabilizing protein (gene AHSP). Gene Ontology annotation, molecular function: hemoglobin binding. The coding region runs from base 96 to 374 and encodes 92 amino acids. The record is from RefSeq and is a predicted model, not a curated record. NCBI's taxonomy places the organism in Eukaryota, Metazoa, Chordata, Mammalia, Diprotodontia, Vombatidae. Gene Ontology annotation, cellular component: cytoplasm. The transcript has 3 exons. Gene Ontology annotation, biological process: protein folding; protein stabilization; erythrocyte differentiation.